Molecule: messenger RNA, 1101 nt
Organism: Acanthosepion pharaonis
Lineage: Eukaryota; Metazoa; Mollusca; Cephalopoda; Sepiida; Sepiidae
Source: the annotation of a GenBank genome assembly
AUGAGAGAUAGAGGGGAGAACAUUGUCAGCAUUGUCUCUAAUCGUCACCGUCUUCCAGGGAGCAGAAUGAAGACUGCCAUACAGGCAUGUAUAUUGAUACUGUGUAUUAUAAGUUUGGCUUCAGCCACGUUAUCCCAGAGUGACAAGAAGAAGAAGAAGAAACCAAAAGAAAGCAGACCUAAAUUAUCCGACAAAACUGUUGGGCAGCGUGGUCUUGUGGUUGAGCAAGUGAAAGCAAAGGACAUCGUCAGGGAACAUGCUGCUUACUGUGAAACGAGACGGGAAAUAAAGAACUUCCCUGGUGAGACAUUAGCAUAUGUUACACCAGUGAGUAGUGGUCGAUAUUUUUGUAUGAUUGAUAACUUUAUGUGUGUAUAUUUUUCUCUCUCUUUCUUUCUCUAUUUCACUUUCUCUCUCUCUUUCUUUCUCUAUUUCACUUUCUCUCUCUUUCUUUCUCUAGCUCAUCUUCUCUCUCUCUUUCUUUCUCUUGCUCAUUUGUUUCUCUCUUUUGUUUUCUGUCUCACUCUCUUUUGUUUUCUGUCUCACUCUUUCAUUCACUCUCUCUCAUUUCCUCUCUCCUCAUCCCUUUUUUUCUCUCUCUUCCUCAUCCCUUUUUUUUCUCUCUCCUCAUCCCUUUUUUCUGUCUCUCUCUCCUCAUCCAUCCCUCUUUUCCUCAUCCCAUUUCUCUCUCUCUCCUCAUCCUUUUUUUCUCUCUCUCCCUCAUCCCUUUUUCUCUCUCUCUCUCCUCCCCUUUUUCUCUCUCUCCUCAUCCUCUUUUUUUUCUCUCUCUCCUCAUCCCUCUUUUUCUCUCUCUCUCUCUCCUCAUCCCUCUUUUUCUCUCUCUCUCUCUCCUCAUCCCUCUUUUUCUCUCUCUCUCUCCUCAUCCUCCCUUUUUCUCUCCUCAUCCCUCUUUUCUCUCUCUCCUCAUCCCUCUUUUUCUCUCUCUCAUCUCCCCUCAUCCCUCUUUCUCCUCAUCCUCAUCCCUUUCUCUCUCUCUCUCUCCUCAUCCCUCUCUCUCUCUCUCUCUGCUCAUAUCUCUCUUUCCUCAUCCCUCUUUUUCUCUUUCAAUGCUUGAAAAAUGCCUUUUGGGGAGAGGAAUGA